This is a messenger RNA of Micromonas pusilla CCMP1545, 453 nucleotides long. RefSeq lists its product as uncharacterized. The transcript is spliced from 2 exons. Gene Ontology annotation, biological process: protein farnesylation; protein geranylgeranylation. The record is from RefSeq and is a predicted model, not a curated record. Lineage: Eukaryota; Viridiplantae; Chlorophyta; Mamiellophyceae; Mamiellales; Mamiellaceae. Gene Ontology annotation, cellular component: cytoplasm; CAAX-protein geranylgeranyltransferase complex; protein farnesyltransferase complex. The annotation marks the transcript as partial. Gene Ontology annotation, molecular function: protein farnesyltransferase activity; CAAX-protein geranylgeranyltransferase activity.
UAUGGAACGACCCUCAGGUCCGACGAGCGCUCCGAGCGCGCGCUUCGAGUCACCGAACACUGCAUCGCGCUCAACGGCGCGGACUACACCGCGUGGCACCGCCGCUGGGUCUUGAUCUCCGACCCUCAGAACCUGGCGAAAAACCCACACGCGCUGCGAGACGAGCUCGCGUUCGCGGAGAAGAAGGCGCUGCGCACGCCGAAGAAUUACCAAGUCUGGAAUCACGUGAGGCUCUGCGUCGGCGCCGUCGGGACGGCGGAGGCGGCGCGUCGAAACCUGAAAGUCGUCGAAGAAGCCCUCGACGCCGACGCGAAAAACUACCACGCGUGGAGCCACCGCGGCUGGGUCGUCGCUCGGUUCGGGCUGUGGGAGGAAGAGAAGGCGUACGCGUCGCGGAUGAUCGACGCGGACGUCCGAAACAACAGCGCGUGGUCGGCGCGAUGGCACUGCGUC